Molecule: messenger RNA, 648 nt
Organism: Melopsittacus undulatus (budgerigar)
Lineage: Eukaryota; Metazoa; Chordata; Aves; Psittaciformes; Psittaculidae
Gene: CCDC195
Product: coiled-coil domain containing 195
Exons: 3
Coding region: 1-648 (215 amino acids)
Source: RefSeq, a predicted model, not a curated record
AUGGAGGGAAAUGCACACCUCCUGCAGGUCAUCUGCAAGAUGCGUUCCCAAAUCAACAAGCUGGAGAGGGAAAACAGGGCCCUGAGGGGAGAGCUGCAGGUCUGUGGGCAGAGAGCUGUGGCACCGGAGACAGAGGCAGCAGGAGGAGGUGGGAACGGCAACGUGAGGAGUCUCACCGAUGAUGAUGGGGAAGGACCAGGUGGCUCUCCAGCAUCCCUGCAUGAAAACGUCGUGGCUGGUCCUGCUCCAGCACCAAAGGAGCAGAGAGAUACCACCAUGACCGUGCGGCGCUACUCUGCUGCCCCACUAGCACCUGCUCCUGCCAGCACAAGGUCUCACUGGGUCAGCAAGACACCUCCAAACAGUGGUCUCUCGGAUGUGCCACCAGCCCCUCCUGCUGCAGCACAGCUCUCCAGGGGAGAGGAGAAAGGGCUUGAAAAGACAGCAGCAAACUGUCUCUCCUACAGUCAUUCCAGCAAAAUGAAGCUGUGUCAGGAGCACAUCUAUAAGUGCAGAGGAAAAAUCAAGGCUGUUACUUUCCUCUUACCAAUGGAUAUGUCAUCAUAUGCUGAAAAGCAAGAUGCCCUCAAAAGCCCACAAAAUCAGAACACGAAACAGUUAACCACCAUCGCUGAAAAGGAUAUGUAA